AUGCGGUUUUUGGACAAAUUAAAUCUCCGCCUACGUGGUGACAGUAAGGAGCGAACCGGCCAGACGCAACUGAUCAAACCAGAUCCAGCCAGUGUUGAUUCGAGACUCGCGCCAAUCCCAGGCCAAUUCGAGAAGAGUGUGGAAAUGCGAUUUCCCCUAAAAUCCCACAGUUUGAGCAACGACCGUAGAGAGACAAAUGGACUUCAGAUGAACAAGUUGGUGAUUUCGAAAAUUCCAAAACCAGCAAUUAUUGUACAUGGCAGUGGGCAAUGUGAAUCUAGUCAAAUUGGUGUUUCUGAUUUACCGAGUAGACGAACCUCUCACUUUGCACGUUCACUGCGUGACUCUUAUCGGAGAUUCCAUUCAGGCCAACCCAUCCCGGAUUCAAAAUCGAGGGCAGUGGCACAACUUCCCCCUGUCGGAACUGCUUUGCCUAUACGAAAACAACCCGUGUUGGAGGCUUAUCUGAAGAUUGUUUUGUCCGAUCACGUGGAUUCGGUGGAAACCGUACGAUUGUUUCGGGAUCGAGCCAACCACAGUGUGGAAACAGGUGUGGAAGAUUUUGAACGCCACCUGCGUUCAUACGAAAUAAACCCGGAGAGGAUGAACAGUAGAACAGAUGAGCUGAUCGAGACUACAGCUUUGAUGGUUUGGCUCUUGAAGGGCAAAGCAGUCGACGAACAAACAGUCUAUCAGAUCUUAAAUGCAUUCAGUCGUCUCAUGGAUCUUUGUGGGAAGAACAGAUGGAACCAGGCUACUUCGACUAUUCUAAUCUCACUUUCUGUCCAUGCGGUAUUAUUUGCACUUUGCUUGUUCCUUCUAAUACGUGGACCGACAAAAUCAAUUCAUCCACUGCUCCACUCGAAUGGAUUCAUGUACCAGUUUUGCAAAUUUUNGCAAAUUUUGGAGCGUAUGGCACGGUCGAAUGAUUACGCAACCCAUAAUUCUGUGCUGAUCGCUUUCACACAGUAUGGUGAAUUGCAUAAAUGUGAACGAUUUGCAAGUUUGGUCCCCAUCAUGCCUUACCUGACCAACCUCGAGCAUCGUACAUUGUUUCUGCACCUGAUAAACUCCUUACUGUUGAGAUCUGGUGAGGAUCGGGAAAAUCCCAGUGUGACGAAUCUCCUAUUGAAUGCUCAAAUUCGAUGGGAACUGAAUAUACUUGGGUUCAGUAAUCACUUGUCCAAAUGGCUCAAGGAAAGCACCCAAACGCAGCUCUUAUGCGCAAUCCAUAAAUACGACAGACAGAUUUCGAGGGAGCGAGAGCUGAUCAGAAGGCAUUUGAGUGAAAAUAUUGAGGGAGCAGACCUCAGAGACGAUCAGCUCAAUCCAUCGGUAAAGCAAGAACCAACUGGUAUACCGGCAGAAUUUCAAAAUCUUUUUUUUAUGCUCGGUCUGCUUCCCAGAUCUGGCCCAAAAAGAACUACAUAUAUUGCGUUAAUUGAACAUAUUGUCACCCAAAUUGUACUGCAACAGACAGAGGGACAUGCCUCCCAUCCUCCCUUGAAAGCUUUGGAUAUCCCAGUGAACGAGAUUGUGGAUCGGGUAAUUGCUAAAUCCUCUGUGCACAGUGAUAAACAGAGAGAACUCACAAACUGCGCAGUUCAAACAGAAGAAGAGCUGUAUCAAUCCUAUUCAACAAACAUUCAGGCAUCUGGUGGAUCCCUCACUUCAACUGAAACCGGCUCAUCAGUUGAGAGAGUUAAUACGGAUCUCAUCACCCAAGUGGAACGUUGUAAAUGUACAAUACCUACUUUACCUGAUGCAGCACAAACUACGCCAGUUCGAAGCACAAGAAUUGGUUGCGUGGUAUCAUCCGGGAAGGAGACACCGGUACAAUUAUUAAAAUUGGAGGAAUCAAUAAAUCCGACACUGGCAGUACUUCCACCGCAACCAGCACCCCCACCACCACCUCUGCAAAUACCACCACCACCACCACCUUUUGGAAUAAUCGGGCGACAGACUGCUGGGGUAGUUGACUCGCCACUACCGCAUAAUAUGAAACCAAAGCGACGGUUUAUAGCUCCCUAUCGACUCAAGAAAGUAUGCGUAUCACCGUUGAGCAAAAAUCGUCUUGAUGAAUGUUCCGUUUGGGUUCAAAUUGACGAAAGCCAACUACUGACCGAGGGAUUUAUCAAUCGCCUUCAUCGACGUUUCCGGAUCAAAUCAAACGCAACUAAGAUUGUGGACGAUCAGGAAAGUACAGUGACCAUGACCGUGGUCCCACCCAGUUUCUCCACGAAUCCGAACGAAUCCCAAUCCAAAGAAACUCCAUUUCAACGUUCUUUGCGAUUCGGUUCGAAGCGACUACAUGCAAAAUGUUCAACACUCAACUUGCUCCCAAUGAAUGCUUCACGGGCUGUGGCAAUCUCAAUGGCCUCCGCUCAUCUCAAUGCUGUCGAUGUGGCCCGCGCUGUGAUAGAGCUGAGAACAACCAUCGUCAUUCCAAAAUCUUCCCCGGUCGCCGAUUUGAAAACCACUGAACACUGCUUGGAUUCGUUUGUGAAUCAAAUGCUACCGGAAUCCAUCAUUGAUACACUGUGGAGUAAUCUUCCACCAAUGGAACAAAUUCUUCGCUUGUCCGAUACACCUGUGGAACAGAAUACACUCAUCGAAGCGGAUCAGCUCCUCGUAUUGCUCUCCCGAUUGCGACAUCGACUACCGGCACAUCUUCAUGCUAUCCGCAUGUUGCUCACCUUUGACAACACCGUAGAGCAAAUCAAAACUGCCUUCAUAGCGGCCAGUACAUGUCUGACGGAGUUGCGAAAUGCUGCGUGCAUACCCCGGCUACUUUCGUGCGGUCUUGCUCUGGUAAACGCCCUAAAUUCAGCCGGUCAGAUNGAAGCUGAACAGUGCAAACCAAUAAUUCCUGCAAGAAAACCUCUGGUCGGCUUUGAAGUGACAAAUUUGAUGCGACUAGCUGACACGAAAGAUACUACAAACAAACGCACUCUGGUGGAUUACUUAGCUGAACUGAUGGAACUAAACUUUGGGAAAUCUGCACAUAACUGGUCAGAUGAAUUGCCUACACUGACACAAGCUCAACGCCUGUUUUGUGCAAAAGAGGUGGAGGAAAGCCUGAUAGAACUACGGAAGAAUGUGGCCAGACUGGAAAUCGAUUUACUCGGGGUUAGUCUGGCACGGUCAUCUGCGAUGACUGAAGAUUCUUGCUCUGAGGAAGAACCAAUAUCGGAUGUGGUGCGCGCAAACUGUGCAUACAAAGACGUUAUAAGUCAAUUCUUGCAUGAAUGCGUCCUGUGGAAAGAAACCAUGCUUAACCAACUGCAUCACUCUUUCAGUGACCAAUUUGCUGAGAUAUCCACAUAUCUGACGCUGGAUCGAUCGAAAUGCACUGCUGAUCAGCUAUUUGCCGACUUUUGUGCCUUUCGUGGUUUGUAUCAAAAAACCAUCGUCUAUCAGCGAAAUACACAAGAGAGGAAAGUCGCACAAAAUAUUGAGUGA
Messenger RNA from Echinostoma caproni, 3462 nucleotides. Lineage: Eukaryota; Metazoa; Platyhelminthes; Trematoda; Plagiorchiida; Echinostomatidae. The record is from the annotation of a GenBank genome assembly.